Prosopis cineraria is the source of this 1200-nucleotide messenger RNA. RefSeq lists its product as uncharacterized. The record is from RefSeq and is a predicted model, not a curated record. The coding region runs from base 1 to 1200 and encodes 399 amino acids. Lineage: Eukaryota; Viridiplantae; Streptophyta; Magnoliopsida; Fabales; Fabaceae. The transcript is spliced from 8 exons.
AUGGCUUCUACUUUUGAAAUCCAUGCUAUUCAUGCUAUCAACACAACAAAAAAAGAUUGGCCCAUUAUGGUUAGGGUGAUUCAUAUCUGGAGAUUACCAGAUGUGAUUGGAAGAUUAUUUGGAAUUGGAGAGUUGGAGGAACUGAUUAAGGAUGGGAAAAAACAAAAACGAAUAGAAAUAAGCCUAGAAGAUGCAGAGAAAAACAAGGUGAGUUGUACUUUAUGGGGAGCCUUUGCAGAUGAUGUACUAAACUUGACAGAGGAGGCACUAAAAAAGCCAGUUAUUAUCAUAUUGCAGUGGUUUAAGAUUAGAGAGUUCAAUAGUAAUCACUUGGAUGAAGAUAUAGAGCUAUUGACUAGCCAAAAUUCUCAGUCUAUUGGUGAAUCUUUGCUCGCAAUGCCAAAUAGGGUUAAGAUUGAAGAACUAUCAGAUUGUAAACAUGAGGACGAAGUUGUGACUCUUGGCACUGUUGUUGAUAUUAAUACCAAUAGGGAUUGGUUCUACAAUGCAUGCAAGAAAUGUAAUAAGGAGUACUCCUUGAUUGUGAUGGGUUCUAUUGCACAAAGCGCAAUAGAAAAGGCAAGACUGUUGUUUAAGGUGACAUUUACUGCAGAUGAUGAUACUGGAUCUGACACAUUCAUUAUGUUUGAUCCUGCAUUUUCUAAGUUUGUAAACUGCACUGCUACUCACCUAAGAGAGUCUAUUCCUAAGGAAUCUGAAGAUGAGGUUGUGCUUUCGGAUUGUUUUUAUGAGUUUAUUGGGAAGGAGUUUGUGUUCAAGGUUUCCAUUAGAGACCCCGCGAAACAAGGCUUCUUGGCUGGCCACAUAGUGACCCGUUUUUGUGAAGAUUCAAAUGUAUUAAGAGCAUAUAAGGAAGGCAUAGAUGACCUUCCAAAUAGUCUACACAAUGACAGUCAUACUGAAACCACAACUGAAUGUGAUACUUCACAUGUAGACUCAGAAGUUGGUAAUACAGGUGAAAGCACUCUUUCAAAAAGUAUUAGCUCUAAAACAUGCCUAAAGUUAAGUGAGAAAGAUGCUAAUGGUGGUGAUUUUUCCACGAAUGUGAACAAGAUGCGUGCCCUUCCAAUUGGUGCCUCAAUAAAGGGAAAAAAUAUGCGUGACAUGACUGUCAAUAAUGAUAGUAGUGAUGAUGAACUUAUUUCAUCGGUCGUGAACCGUGUGAAGAUAGAGAAAUGA